CUCUCGCUCUUUCCCGGCUAACUUUCCCAAGCCCCGACCCGCGGCUCAAAGCUCCCCGGCAGCUUCGGGGCCCGACUGCCGACUGCGGGCGGAGAGCGCGGCUGUGCCCAGUAUCCCAUCCCCGCGCCUCCGGCGCGCUCCGGAGAGAACGGGACGAUGCCCGGGGCUGGGGACCGAGGCAAAGCCCCAGCGAGAUGGCUGGGCACUGGGCUUUUGGGCCUCUUCCUGCUCCCUGUGUCCCUGUCGCUGGAGGUGUCUGUGGGAAAGUACCCUACCAUCUACGCGGUCAAUGGCACCGAGAUCCUGCUGCCCUGCACCUUUUCCAGCUGCAUCGGCUUCCGGGACCUCCAAUUCCGGUGGAUCUACAACAACAAGACCAUCAUAGACGGGAUUGUGAAGAACGAGAAAUCUGACCCCAAGGUGACAUUUAAAGACGAUGAACGCAUCACUCUGGAGGGCUCCACCAAGGAGAAGAAGAACAACAUUUCCAUUCUGCUGAGGGACCUGGAGUUCAGCGACACAGGCAAAUACACCUGUCACGUGAAGAACCCCAAGGAGAACAAUCUCGAGCACAAUGCCACCAUCUUCCUCCAAGUCGUUGAUCAGUUGGAGGAAGUGGACAACACGGUGACGCUCAUCAUCCUGGCUGUCGUGGGCGGGGUCAUCGGGCUCCUGGUCUUCAUCCUACUGCUGAAGAAACUUAUAGCCUUCAUCCUCAAGAAGACUCAGGAGAAGAAGAAGGAAUGUCUUGUGAGUUCCUCAGGGAAUGACAACACGGACAAUGGGUUGCCUGGCUCCAAGGCAGAAGAGAAACCACCCACAAAAGUGUGA
Messenger RNA from Otolemur garnettii (small-eared galago), 831 nucleotides. RefSeq names its product sodium voltage-gated channel beta subunit 4 (gene SCN4B). Gene Ontology annotation, molecular function: transmembrane transporter binding; sodium channel regulator activity. The transcript has 5 exons. Gene Ontology annotation, cellular component: voltage-gated sodium channel complex; membrane. Bases 157 to 831 code for a protein of 224 amino acids. Gene Ontology annotation, biological process: regulation of ventricular cardiac muscle cell membrane repolarization; cardiac muscle cell action potential involved in contraction; regulation of sodium ion transmembrane transporter activity. NCBI's taxonomy places the organism in Eukaryota, Metazoa, Chordata, Mammalia, Primates, Galagidae. The record is from RefSeq and is a predicted model, not a curated record.